Prosopis cineraria is the source of this 1999-nucleotide messenger RNA. RefSeq names its product purple acid phosphatase-like. Lineage: Eukaryota; Viridiplantae; Streptophyta; Magnoliopsida; Fabales; Fabaceae. The coding region runs from base 225 to 1631 and encodes 468 amino acids. The transcript has 8 exons. Gene Ontology annotation, molecular function: metal ion binding; acid phosphatase activity. The record is from RefSeq and is a predicted model, not a curated record.
AACAUAAUAAUUUGAAGAUUGUGAUUUGUGACGAUGGAAUUAUAAUGGAAAUAUCAUUAAAAUAAAAAAUAAAUUAUAAUGGGAGAGACGGAUAUUAUAUAAUGGAAAAAUCGGAACAGAAGAGACGGAUCAAUGUACAUCAAAGUGUCAACAAAACUUAAAAUAUUCUACCAAAAAAAAAAAAGGACACUACCAAUAUAUUUGCCUGGUUCAUAAUUUACCUAAUGAAGAUGAAGAUGUUGGGGCCGAAGGCUUUUGUAGCCAUCGUCGUGGCUCUGAGCUUUCUUCUGUGGAGCCAUGGAGGAAUUACUAGUAGUUUUGUCAGAAAGGAGGGGGCUCCUCUUCCCAUGCCCUUCGAUAGUGAUGCUUUCAGAACGCCUUCUGGUUACAAUGCUCCUCAACAAGUUCAUAUAACGCAAGGUGACCAGGUAGGGAAGGCCAUAAUAGUGUCGUGGGUAACGGUGGACGAGCCAGGAUCAAGCCACGUGCGUUACUGGAUUGAUGGCUCUUCCCAUAAGAAAUUGGCGAAGGGAAGACUCAACACCUACCGAUAUUACAAUUACACUUCCGGUUUUAUUCAUCACUGCACCCUCCGAGGUUUGGAGUUUGAUACUAAAUAUCACUAUGAGAUUGGAAUAGACCACACUAUUCGCCAAUUCUGGUUUAUCACUCCUCCUGCUCCAAGCCCCGAUGUGCCUUACACAUUCGGUCUCAUGGGUGAUCUGGGUCAGACAUAUGAUUCAAACAAGACUCUUGACCACUAUGAGAGGAACCCCGCCAAAGGACAGGCUGUGCUGUUCAUGGGAGACCUGUCUUACGCAGAUGACUACCCAAAUCAUGAUAACAAUAGGUGGGAUUCAUGGGGAAGGUUCGUGGAAAGGAGUGUUGCUUAUCAGCCUUGGAUUUGGACUGCAGGCAAUCAUGAACUUGACUUUGCCCCAGAAUUGGGUGAAACCAAACUUUUCAAACCUUUUCACCACCGGUAUCAUACCCCUUAUAGAGCAGCACAAAGUACUUCACCCUACUGGUAUUCCGUCAAGAGAGCUUCAGCACACAUCAUAGUCUUGUCCUCAUACUCAGCAUAUGGGAAGUAUACCCCUCAAUACGAAUGGCUCAAGAACGAACUGCCAAAGGUGAACAGGACCGUGACACCUUGGUUGAUCGUUCUCAUGCAUUCUCCUUGGUAUAACAGCUACAACUAUCAUUACAUGGAAGGAGAAUCCAUGAGAGUCAUGUUUGAACCCUGGUUUGUUCAGCACAAAGUAGACGUUGUCUUUGCUGGUCACGUCCACGCCUAUGAACGAUCCGAACGAGUGUCCAACAUUGCAUACGAUACAGUGAACGGACGGUGUGAGCCAGUGAAGGAUCUGUCAGCUCCUGUGUACAUAACAAUUGGAGAUGGAGGGAACGUUGAAGGGAUAGCCAACAACAUGACAGAGCCACAACCAAAGUACUCAGCAUUCAGGGAAUCUAGUUUUGGGCACGCCAUUUUUGAGAUACAGAACAGGACACAUGCUUACUAUAGCUGGUACAGAAAUCAAGAUCGAAGCUCUGUAAAGGCUGAUUCCAUGUGGUUUUUCAACAGAUACUGGCACUCCGUUGACGAUUCUACUGCAGCUGCUCCCCAUUAGUUGUUGUUGUUGUUGUUUUUUUUUUUUUUUUUAUCCCUCGUUUUAAUUUGGAACAGCUUAGGUAGUUUUAUAUUUCAGAUUACAUUAGUAGUUUCUUGUUAGUUUUGAAUGUCAUCGUGCUUAGAGAUGAAAUAAAUAACGUGAAUGGACGCCUAUGCAUCUAUCUAAAUAAUCUUUAACAACAACGUCAUUUGGAUAUUCAAAAUUUUAACUGAUAUGAAUAUAUAUCGCAUUAUUUGUGGCAACAGAAAGAAACGCUUGAAUUCACCGAAACCAACAAAGUACAAAGUAAUCAAAACAACAGACUAGGGAGGUGAAUUCAAAUACCGAGCAAUGAAGAUUUAAAUAAGUUCCCAUUUGGUUAUAGG